AACUGGAUUUUUUUCCUGCACGCCAUUCACGGUAUUUGUGAUAACGUUUAUCGAACAAGAGAAACGGCUUUUCUAGUGAGUUUAUGUGAUUAAUUAAUUUUUUUUUUCAAAACCAGAAAUAAAAGCACAUCUCCUCGUCCGGUGUUUUAUUUUUAGUUUUGUAUUAAAACGUGUAAACUUUCAUUAUUACUCUACGAGUAAAUAGGACAUUCGCCAACAUGAGUGACGAUGAAGUUGUUCAAAUAACCAACCUUUUGGAGCGCACGAUUUCUAAUGACAAAGAAGAAUUAAAUCAAAUACAAAAAUUCUUGGAACAUGCGGCGCAAACAAAUCUUCCUGGUUUUCUUAAAACUCUAUCAAAUGUCUUACUUUAUUCUGUCAACAAUCCGGUGGCACGCAUUGCUGCUGGCCUUCAAAUCAAAAAUCAUAUUACAUCGAAAGAUGAAGCAGUUAAGGUUCAAAUGAAGCAACGGUGGUUAUCUUUUUCUGAACAAGAUCGUUUAUUCAUCAAAGAAAACAUAUUCAAGGCCCUAGGUACAGAAAGUCGGCCUAGUUCUGCUGCUCAAUGUGUUGCUAAUGUAGCUAUUAUUGAGUUACCAUUGAAUCUUUGGCCUGGUCUUAUUGCAUUAUUAGCAACAAAUGUCACUGAUCCUAAUUCUUCAGAUGUUCUUAGAGAGGCUUCCUUAGAAACAAUAGGUUAUAUAUGUGCUGAAACUGAUCGUGAUGUAUUAAAAGCUGAGUCUAAUACAGUUCUUACAGCCAUUGUUCAUGGUAUGACCCAACCGAAUAGUCAUGUUUGCUUGGCUGCUACAACUGCUCUUUAUAAUUCAUUAGAAUUUACCAAAGGGAAUUUUGAAAAGAAAAACGAACGUGAUUACAUCAUGGAAGUCGUUUGUAAAGCUACUCAGUCUACGGACACUCAAAUUAAAGUCGCUGCACUUCAAUGUCUUGUUAAAAUUGUCUCUCUUUAUUAUGAACACAUGGAACUAUAUAUGACAACACUAUUUCCAAUUACUUUACAUGCUAUUAAAUCAGAAAUGGACGAAGAAGCACUACAGGGUAUUGAAUUUUGGUCUAGUAUUGCUGAAGAAGAGGCUGAAAUAGUGUAUGAGAGACAAUGUCAAGAACAAACUAAUGAAAAAAAACUUAUGUUGUAUGCUGAAGGAGCAUUAGAAUUUAUAAUACCAGUUCUCAUGGAAAAGCUCACUAAACAAGAAGAAGGCGACGAUGAUGAUGACUGGAAUCCAUGUAAAUCAGCUGGUGUCUGUAUAAUGUUGCUAGCCACUUGUUGUCAGAGCAAUAUUGUACAACAUGUAAUUCCAUUCAUAAAUGCUAAUAUCAGCAAUCCAGAUUGGCGUUAUAGAGAUGCUUCAGUAAUGACGCUUGGAUCUAUUCUUGGUGGUCUUGACCCAAAUGCAUUAAAAUCCUUAUUAGAACCUAAUAUUCCAGUUCUUAUACAUUUAAUGUAUGAUUCUAGUGUUGCGGUUCAAGAUACAUCUGCUUGGACAUUUGGUCGUAUAUUUGAAUUUGUACCAGAUUUAAUCAUCAAUUCUCCUUGUUUAAGUGAUGUACUUGGCGUAUUCAUUAAAGGUCUUAAAUCUGAACCUCGUGUUGCUACAAAUAUCUGCUGGGCUUUCAGCAGUCUUGCCCAAGCUACUGGAGAAGAUAUGAAUGUUUUAACUCCAUAUUUUGAUUACAUUGUUCAAGGCCUACUUGAAACUACAGAGAGAGGUGAUGGAAUGAGAUCAAAUUUAAGGUCUGCUGCAUAUGAAGCACUGAUGGAUAUGAUCAAGUGUUCACCAGCUGAUUGUUAUGAAACAGUUAAAAGUACUACGUUAAUUGUACUUAGUCGAUUAAACCAAAUAAUUACUUUACAAUCUAUGAAUGAAGAUUGUUUGGAUAUGCAAGGACUUUUGUGCGCAACAUUACAAAGUGUUAUAAGAAAAAUGAGCGGAGAAGAUGUAGAAAAAAUUGCUGAUGCCAUAAUGAAUGCCCUUUUAGUAAUGUUGAGUACCAGUAAAGACAGUGGUUUACAAGAAGAUGCAUUAAUGGCAAUAAGUCCUUUAGUUGAAAAUCUUGGAAAAGGAUUCAAUAAAUAUAUGGAAUAUUUCAAAACAUACUUAUUUAUUGGCUUACAAAACAAUAUGGAAUUUCAAGUAUGUCUAGCUGCUAUUGGUUUAGUUGGUGAUUUGUCACGGGCUCUUAGAGAAGAAUUGGCACCACAUUGCGAUCAGAUUUUUGCUCUACUUUUUGAAACUUUGCGUAAUAAUACUGUUAAUCGAAAUUUAAAACCACAAAUUUUGUCUACAUUUGGAGAUAUAGCUCUUGGAAUUGGUUCAGAAUUCAAGAAGUACUUGGAUCAUGUUUUGAAUGCAUUAGUUCAAGUAGCUCAACUUCAGUUAGAUCCCAAUGAUGCAGAAAUUGUUGAUUACUUAAAUGAACUUCGUGAAGGUGUAUUGGCUGCUUAUGUUGGUAUUGUACAAGGGUUGAAGGGUGAAGGGUAUACACCCAAUCAAGAUGUUUAUUUAUUAGAAGCACACUUACCAUUUAUGGUUCAAUAUAUGAUAUCCAUUUGCUCUGAUCCCAAUGCACAUCCAGGAAUAUUAAAGAGUUGCUGUGGUCUUGUUGGAGACUUGUGUACUGCUUUUGGUGCUAAGGCAUGCCCAGUACUAGAUAAUGGAGAAGUACAUGAACUUCUAUACAAAGGACGUCAAUCCUCAGAUAUAACUGCCAAAAGUCUAGCACGCUGGUCAGCAAAAGAGCUUCAAAAAAUCAAGACUCUUGCAAUGUAAAAUGUAUUUAAUUUUAAACGUGAGAUUCUAUCAAUCGUUUGUCUUCUCGUAUGAUUGUCUUUAUUUAGUGCCUAUGUAAUUUUUAUUGUAUAAAUGGAACAAAAACGUGUCUGUGAUUUUGUAUAAUUGAAUGAGUAAAUGUGCUACUCUGUAUUCGUAUUCCUACUAGUGUACGGAUUUUAAAGUUAAGUGAGAAAUUUUUUUUUAAUUUACAUUAGUUUACAAUGAUUGAGCUCAUUUACUCGGCUCGUAUGACUGACUGAUUAUCAAAUAAUAUUUGUUAAAUAUUUAACUUGUAUAUAAUAUUUGUUUAUAAAAUGAAAAAGCAUAAAGUUGUUUCCGAGUGUCCGUUUUGUUCCGCGUGCGUAUUUUUGUAUGAAUGCAAUAUUAUUUAUUUAUUAGGUAUCUCGUAUUUGUUUUCAUUGCCUGUCCGCCUGUCAUUGAAUAGUGUUUCAACAUCCAAUUAAUUGAAUAAAAUAUUUCAUAAAUAAAGAAAAAAUUUAUAAAUUAUAA
Messenger RNA from Sipha flava (yellow sugarcane aphid), 3305 nucleotides. RefSeq names its product importin subunit beta-1 (gene Fs(2)Ket). Lineage: Eukaryota; Metazoa; Arthropoda; Insecta; Hemiptera; Aphididae. The transcript is spliced from 2 exons. The record is from RefSeq and is a predicted model, not a curated record. Gene Ontology annotation, molecular function: nuclear import signal receptor activity; small GTPase binding. The coding region runs from base 219 to 2792 and encodes 857 amino acids. Gene Ontology annotation, biological process: protein import into nucleus. Gene Ontology annotation, cellular component: nucleus; cytoplasm.